GUAGAUACAAUUUUCAUUCGUUUCAGUCAACGCAAGCAGGACUCUGAGUUUUCUGAUUUCUUGCCAUCAAAUCAUAUCAAAAAAAUCUUAAAAUAUUUAAAAGUUUAUUAUUUCCAUAAGCAAACAAGAUGGAUAAUCUAAUAUGCCAGAGUGUUAGCAGAAUUUUAACUAUUGUACACAUGACAAGGAUUAACAUUGAUAUGCAGAUUGUAGAGCUAUUCUCUCUGAAAUUUAAUCCGCUUAAAUUUAAAACUGCAAAGCUGGAUAGGUUAAUAGAAGAAUUUGGAUGAUAUUUAAAAAAAUUAAGCAUCUGCCUCAUCAUUAUGACCGAUAAAAAAGAUAAAGAAUUUCUCGAGUUGGCAGAUAUGAUGAAGUCAUUGUGACCUUUUUUAUUUGAAACCCGUAUUUUAUGUAUCUGUUGUUGACCUAACUGAAUGUGUGUGAGGCGCGUGUAUGUGUGCGUAUCUACUAGUAUGCGAGAUGUGUACACUUGCGUCUAUGUGCAUGGGUAUUAAAACAGAUGUGGCACUUAACAUAAAUUCCUUUGUUGCGAGAUAAUGCAAGCAAAGGCUGGAAUUCGAUAAGGCCAAAGUCAUAACUAGGAGCCACAACUGGAAGGAUGUAAUCGGCUGUCAACAUUUAGGAUUGUGAAGUGGAUGAACGUAACUAACAAUGAACGGCAUUUCCAAGGAAGACGUCAUCAGCACGGACCCGGUACAUAAGAUAAUGACUAAAACCAAAACACCAUUUCAUAGAAAGAUGGCUAAGAUUACUAAUGUCCCAAUUGAUAAUCUCCAUUCCAUAUUGCUCUAUAAAUGUCACGCCAUAAGUAUAUUGAAAUCAAAAAAUCAAUGUAUCAUUAUCCUUAUGUUAUAUUGUAUUCCAUUCACAUAUAUGUACAUAUAUAUUGCGUUCAGCAUGGUGGUUGCAAGCCAUGUGAACCAUAAAAAUAGUUUCGUUUCAGGUACUCAUAAAAACCAAUCCAACCAACAACCAACAAACCAACUACAAACAUCGUCGACAACUAAUGCAAAUUUUUUGUUUAAUUUAUGUAUAUUGAUAUAAUGUUAGACGUAUCUUUCACAUAUCUUAGUCCUUUGCCUAAUAGUUUUUGCUUUUCAAAACUUUUAGCACCAAAGUAUCAGACUGCAUAUGCUUGUGAAGGUAAGAAAUUAACAAUUGAAUGCGAAACAGGUGAUCUGAUAAAUCUGAUACGGGCGAAUUAUGGGCGAUUUUCAAUAACGAUAUGCAACGAUCAUGGGAAUAUGGAAUGGAGUGUUAACUGUAUGUUCCCCAAAAGCUUAACGGUGUUGAAUUCGAGAUGUGCUCACAAACAGAGUUGUGGUGUUUUGGCUACAACGAGCAUGUUUGGCGAUCCCUGUCCGGGUACGCAUAAAUACUUAGAAGCGCAUUAUCAGUGUAUAUCGGCAUCACAAACUUCGACCACAACAAAUCGUCCAAGUCCACCACCGUGGGUAUUGUCAAAUGCGCCACCCCUAUUACCCAAUGGUAGUUCGUCUAUUAUAAAUCCUGCCAUAUUAACACCCCCUGUGCAACCGGCCCAACCACUUCCACCACGUGUUCCACCUAUACCAUCGUCUCCGGGGCCACCAACAAUACACACCACGCUGCCAGGAGGAAGACUCAAAGCCAACAGCUCGAUGAAAACACCCACAAGACAUGACGGUCCGCCUCCAUUACAUCAUCAUCAUGGUCACUCGAAUGGCAAUCAUCACGGUGGUUCUGCAAACGAACAACAAAAGGAUGUCUUACCUCGAGAACAUGCUCAUAAGGCUAGCCAAGAAACAAAACCCAGCAAGGCACCAGCAAAUGGUUCCAGCAACACAACCACACCUCCUAACACUAGAAUCCUUACGGGAGUUGGGGGAACUGGCAGCGACGAUGGCACAUUACUAACGACGAAAACUACCACCAGACAACAACAAUUGCCAAACCCUUUACCGUCCGGUACGACAACCGCAUCAACACUAGGAAAUGUAAAUGCCACCCUAGGUACAGGUAUUAUAAAAUCCAUUAACAAUAUCAACAUGAAUAGUGGACUAGUCGGUGAAGACGAAGCCAAUAUGUUUUGUGGUCCAACGAACGCUAGAAAUCUUUUUUGGAAUGUAACUCGCGUGGGUGAUGUCAAUGUUCAACCUUGCCCAGGAGGGGCUACUGGCAUAGCGAAAUGGCGGUGCGUAUUGAUGAAGAGAAUCACCUUGGACGAAGAGGAAGAGCUACAGUCCUCUACUCAAACUCCCCUGUGCAAUGGAACGACCUGUAUAAACCUUCGGCUAAGGAGCUUUGAACCUACUUGGCAUCCAUUAACGCCUGAUUUAACUCAAUGCCGCAGUCUUUGGUUGAGCAACCUGGAGGUUCGUGUUAGCCAACGUGACUCUUCACUGAUUUCAAUAGCCAACGAUUUGUCUGAGGUCACCAGCAGUAAAACACUCUACGGCGGAGAUAUGUUGGUAACCACCAAGAUCAUACAGACCAUGUCGGAAAAGAUGUUCCACGACAAAGAGACUUUUCCGGAUCAGCGUUUGAGAGAGGCCAUGAUUUUGGAACUUUUGCAAGGUGUUGUCAAAACUGGAUCAAAUCUUUUGGAUGAGUCGCAGUUGUCGUCGUGGUUAGACCUGAAUCAAGAGGAUCAAAUGAGGGUGGCUACAUCUUUGUUAACUGGUUUGGAAGAAAAUGCAUUUCUUUUGGCCGAUACCAUAAUAAGGGAAAGGAAUGUUGUACAAAAAGUUAAGAAUAUAUUGCUCUCUGUGCGAGUUUUGGAAACCAAAAAUAUGCAAUCGAAUGAAGUUUUCCCUGACAAUGGUCAGUGGCAAAUCAGUGACGAUCGGAUUGAGUUGCCUAAAGCAGCGCUAAUUGAAAACAGCGACAGCGGUCUUGUUCGAGUCGUAUUUGCUGCUUUUGAUCGUUUGGAAUCAAUUUUAAAGCCUUCUUACGACCAUUUCGAUAUAAAAUCGGCCAGAAGUUAUAUACGCAGCACCGCGAUUUUAGGAAAUGAUUCUGUUGAUGCAUCCAAUGCACCCCUGCCACAACGUAUUCGUAUCCUAAAUAGCAAAGUUAUAUCUGCCAGUUUGGGCAAGGGACGCCACAUACAACUAUCGCAACCUAUCAAAUUAGUUCUGCGACAUUUAAAAACUGAAAAUGUCACUAAUCCCACAUGUGUCUUUUGGAAUUACAUAGACCAUGCGUGGUCUGCAAACGGCUGUGUUUUGGAAUCGACAAACCGUACACAUAGCAUAUGCAUGUGUAACCAUUUGACAAACUUUGCCAUACUGAUGGAUGUAAUGGAUGAUCAUACGCAUUCCCUGUUCACCAUGUUCGAUGGGAACAUGCGCAUCCUGAUUUAUGUCAGCAUAUCAAUCUGCUUGAUAUUCAUAGUGAUAGCGUUAUUGACACUAAAGAUAUUCAAUGGGGUAUUCAUUAAGUCUGCACGAACAUCUAUUUAUCGCAGCAUUUAUAUAUGCUUACUAUUUGUCGAAAUUCUCUUUCUAAUUGGUAUUGAACAAACGGAAACGAGUAAAUUUUGUGGAUUUAUUACUGUAUUUUUACAUUGUGCCAUAUUAACUGCCAUUGCAUGGUUUUGUUUUGAAGCAUUCCAAUCAUAUAGCACUUUGACCACCGAUGACAUAUUGCUGGAGGUUGACCAAACCUCUAAGGUUAACUGUUACUAUCUGCUGUCAUAUGGUCUAUCGCUAACCAUAGUGGCUAUAUCUUUGGCUAUUAAUCCUAGCACUUACACUCAGAAUGACUACUGCGUCUUGAUGGACACGAAUUUGCUAUUCUAUGUGACCUUUGUAACUCCGGUGACGUUGUUCACAAUGGCUGCCUUGGGCUACACAUUUCUCUCAUGGGUGAUAAUGUGCCGAAAGGCUAGAUCUACACUAAAGAAUAAGGAACACACAAGAUUGGCUAAUGUUCGUUUCGAUAUACGUUGCUCGUUCAUAUUUUUAUUAAUGCUGUGCUCCGUUUGGCUUUCGGCUUAUUUUUAUUUGAGACGAUCGAAAAUCGAUGAUGAAAUGGCUCAAUUGUAUGGUUAUCUAUUCAUUGGCUUCAACACAAUGAUGGGUAUCUACAUUUUUGUUUUUCAUUGCAUACAAAAUGAAAAGAUUCGUCGAGAGUAUCGGAAAUAUGUUCGGCAAAAUUCUUGGCUGCCAAAAUGUUUGCGUUGUUCGAAAACAUCCAUAUCUUCUGGCAUCGUUGGGGGAAGUGGAUGUGGUAUGAAUUCUGCUGGUACUCUAACCAAUAACGCAAACUCUUUGGGUGGGCCGAAUAUGGGAACGCAAUUGAAAAAGUCGAAGUUGACUAUUGGCGACGCCAACGAAAAUGAAGAGAUUGGAAAUAUAGCGGCAUCGGAAGACGUGAUAAUGAGCACCAGUGACUGUGAGAUAAAUGAAGGUAUUCCUCGGCGUCAGGGACAGUCAUCGGCGACCGCAGGGGCUGGUGGAACCUUAAAGAGUGGUGUUAUGCCAGGUAAUCUUGUGGUGCAACAUGCACCAUCGAAACCAACUGAUCCUUCCAUACAGGCUAAUCACAGUGGAAUGGAACGCAAUUCGAAUAUUAUUAUGGGAAUACCGGGAGCUUCUGGUACCUUGAGAUCGACUGGCGGUAUGCAUACUCCAAGUGCUGGACAUACAUCACCAACGUCUUCGGUUAGCUCGACACAUUUAAUUUUCGGGCAGGGACAUAAGCAACAGCAGCUGGCUGGAGGCAGCAUAAAUGGCCAGCCAACUCAAGAGGCUUUUUACCACCAACCCGAUUACUAUGCUUGGCAGCAAAAAGCAUUGAAGGGCCAAUCGAGAGACUUCCAUGGUACAGGGGUCUCACCCCAGCAACAAACUCAUGAGUUUUUCUAUUGGACGCAAAAGCAUAACCAAGGUCAUAGCAAAAAGAAGCGGGGAAGCAACACUGGUUCAGAUUCACCAAGUGGAUCAUUGCAUUCACGUAACACCGCCACGUCGCAACAAAUAUUAUUCUAUCCCUCUUAUAAAAAGACUACGAUGAAACCGCAGCAAGGGCCAGUUUUGCAACAACAACAUCCGUACUAUGCGGAGGCCAUUGAUCCCGGGGCUCCCCCGUUUUAUCCAAGGCAGCAGCAGCAACAGCGUAGACCACCACAUUCUCAACAGCAACAGCAUCAUCAACUAUCAUCCGAUGAUGAACAGAUGGAACAUGCAGCCCAUGCCCAUCUGUUACAGCAGAUGAACCGUCGGAUUCCCGGUCCAGCUGGAGAAUUUUCUCUUACUCCGGUGACCAUGGGAACUCAACCGCGUUACUAUAGAAAUAAGCAUUCCAACUGUGAUUUAAGCCAACAAGAUAAUUUCGAUUUACAUCGUGUUGGUGGUGGAGGAGGUGCAAACGCCAGUGAAACGUACUACAAUCAAGGAUCACUGGCUGGUGAUAAUGGGCCUGUAUACGAAGAGAUUCUAAGUAAUCGUACCUCAGAUGUACAACAUUAUAAUGUAGACGAUAUGUUGCCUCAGCAACAUGACUACGAAGAUGAACGUGCGAUGCAAGUUGUAUACCAACGUCAACAACAACAGCAGCAACAGAAAAAGAUGUUAAAUCGCUAUCCCCCGCAAUGCAGUGGUCGAGUGGCAGGGAGUAGCCAUGAUUAUGUCGAUGAUUUCGAGGGUCAUGCAGCAGAGAGCCAAAGUCCGUACAGUGAUGAUGAUGACGAUGAUGAGGAGGACGACGAUCGUGAUGAUUGCAGCGAUGAUCAUUUACCUGCGCAAAGUGAUGAGCGCAUGCGAAGAUUGAUGGCAAUGCAAGAUGCUGACUUCCAAAGAAGAUUUCAGCGUCAGUUGCGCAAGAAUGCCCAGGCGAACGAAGGGACAGCACCACCACCCGGCUACCAUGAGUAUCACGAAGCCGUACAACCCUAUUCACAAUCACAAGCACUUCACCACCAACAGCCACAGCUACAGCAGCAAACAUCACAACAUCAACAGCCCAUAACGGUUUUUGGGGUAAGUAGCGGUGCCGGAGGGUCCAUACGCAGCUUUAAGAAAACUGCAAAUGCCUCCGGCAGCCGCUUAGCUGUUAACGAGCUAUUUAGUCAUGGGCCCCCUCUACCGCCAGCCAACCAGCAUCCUUUGCAGAAAAUCAAGCAACCACAGUCACAGCUUCCUCCCCAGCAGCAGCAAAUUUCGCCACCGUCUUUGAAUACUCCAGUAGUCGGUCGAAAUAUCUCAGCUAUGUUGGAUGAAAAUAAUACUGUGCGAUGUUAUUUGGAGCCUUUAGAAAAGUAAAUCGUCGCAAUCGUCACAAACUCUUUAUGCAUUCUAUUCGCAGACAUUCUCGUGAAUGUGUUUAACGAUGUGUAUUUAUUGAACAACAGUAGUUAAGAAAUACCAAAUCAAUCCGACAACAUCAUCAUGCAACAAACUCCCUACCCAUAACAGAACCCAUAGACAUUUCUGAUAAAUGAUCACUACUCACCCACUCACUCAAAUCAUCGUUUUUCCUCCAAAUUCUCUAAUGUGUAGUAGGCCAAGCAGAAACCACGCAUUAAAUGUAAUUUAACAAAUAUACAUUCUUAGAUAUAUAAGACCGAAAAGUAUAUUUAGCAAACAUUGUAACAACUAACCCCUAAAUCCAUCACCUCCCUCCCCUCUCAAAAAAAAAAACUCGUAACUGUGUAAGUCGAUUCAGAAAGUUGCUACAAAUGCGCCAUUUUGUUGAUUAACCUUAGAAGAUAUUUUUAUAUGAAAAAUUACGUGCAUACCAAUGUUUAUAUAUUUGUUUUUUUUCUUUUCUUUUUUGUUUUGUCCUUUUGUUUUACAUUAAUUACCAUCAAUACAAUGUGUAUGUAUAUCUUUUAUGCAAAUAGAAAAGCUUUCCCCUAUGCAGAUUACGUGGAUAAUAGAGAAUAGGUUCUACUCCUAUAAGUUACAUUAACUUUAAUCCAUUUUAGGUUUAACAACUGUAAAUGCUUUAGACUAAGAUUACUUAAUAUUAUUUUUUUUUUUUUUGUUAAUGAAUUCGAACAGACCUCUCCCUCUCCCAUUUUAUGUAUGUAUUUUUUUUAAUUGAUUUUUUUUAACAACCUGGAUUUAUUUCUGAAUUUUCUGUUUUUUUUUUCAUAUUCGUUUCAAUCGAAAGAUUGACUUUAUUUUAUUGAACCUCUCCUUAAAUUACAUGCAUACCGAUGCGUAUGCAAACGAUAUGAAACAAUGUAAACUUUAUGUAAAUUUAUAACUCAUUUAAUAAUAAACCUAAAUGUGUAUAGUAAUGGAUGAACAUUUGAAUGAA
Molecule: messenger RNA, 7269 nt
Organism: Stomoxys calcitrans (stable fly)
Lineage: Eukaryota; Metazoa; Arthropoda; Insecta; Diptera; Muscidae
Gene: Cirl
Product: latrophilin Cirl
Exons: 13
Coding region: 1050-6266 (1738 amino acids)
Biological process (GO): adenylate cyclase-activating G protein-coupled receptor signaling pathway; cell surface receptor signaling pathway
Cellular component (GO): membrane
Molecular function (GO): carbohydrate binding; G protein-coupled receptor activity
Source: RefSeq, a predicted model, not a curated record